AGUAUUCUCGAAGAGGAAUACCACAGGCGUUGUUAACACCAACACAGCAGCGAUGUGCAUCAAAUCUACCCAUGAACACAGUCAUGCUAUUUGUUCCACAACAGGAAGCAUGGGUGAUCGAAAGGAUGGGACGUUUUCACAGAAUACUGGAUCCAGGCUUGAAUUUCCUGAUUCCAAUUAUAGAUCGGAUAAAAUAUGUGCAGAGCUUAAAGGAGAUUGUUAUUGAUGUUCCAGAACAGUCUGCUGUCUCGCUAGAUAAUGUGACUUUACAGAUAGAUGGUGUACUAUAUCUACGAAUAGAGGACCCAUAUAAGUCGAGUUAUGGAGUUGAAGAUCCUGAAUACGCAGUGACUCAACUGGCGCAGACCACGAUGAGAUCUGAACUCGGAAAACUCACACUGGACAAAGUGUUUAGGGAAAGAGAAGUACUGAAUAUGAAUAUGGUGACUCAAAUAAAUCAAGCAGCAGAUAUGUGGGGGAUCCGGUGCUUGCGAUAUGAAAUUAAGGACAUCCAUGUUCCACCUAAAGUGAAGGAGGCCAUGCAAAUGCAGGUUGAAGCUGAAAGAAGAAAGCGAGCCACGGUGUUGGAAUCUGAAGGGACCAGAGAAUCUCAGAUCAAUGUUGCUGAAGGAAAGAAGCAAGCUCGAAUUUUAGCUUCUGAAGCAGAAAAGGCAGAACAGAUCAAUCAAGCUGCAGGUGAGGCCAGUGCAGUCAUAGCAAAAGCAAAUGCUAAAGCACAAGCCAUUGAAAUGCUUUCUCAAGUCCUUUCACAGCAGCAUGGAGGUCAAGCAGCAUCGUUGACUGUGGCAGAACAGUAUGUGUCUGCCUUUGGGAAUAUGGCCAAACAGAGCAAUACAAUUAUUCUUCCUUCAAACACAAGUGACAUUACUAGCAUGGUGACCCAGGCCAUGGGAAUUUAUAACAGCCUUACCAAAAAGCCAUUAUUGAAAGAAAAGGCAGAGGCAAUUGAUGUGGAUAAAUCACAGCUAAUCAGUGGAAGGCGAACAUUUCCUUCUGACACCUAGUGGUUUGAAAUUUCUACCGAAGGAUGGAUGACGUAUUGUAACCUCCAGAUUCUGACGAUUUCCAAGUUCAAGAAAUGCAUGCAUGUCAUGCUCAUACCAGAACAUUUUUGUAUUCUUGAAAGAGCUUUUUGUUGUUUGGGUGCUUGUCACAGAUUUUCCAGCUGUAUCAUGGAAAUAUGAAAAAAAANCCUGUCUGAAAUAAUGGGAUUAGUAUAUUCCCUGGAGGGUGAAAUCAAAGUUUAAUUGAUGCUCUUCACUGAAAAUAAUUGUUACAUGAAUUUUUUAGCCGGUAUUAUUUUUAUUAAGAACACAUUCACGUCGCUUUUGCUGAAGACAUUGAACGGCUUUAGCAAAUUUGUAACCAGUUAGUCUGGUCCCAGUGUGAGAUCUUUAACCUCAGUAAGAAAAUAAAUACAAUGGAAUAGC
Molecule: messenger RNA, 1451 nt
Organism: Callorhinchus milii (elephant shark)
Lineage: Eukaryota; Metazoa; Chordata; Chondrichthyes; Chimaeriformes; Callorhinchidae
Gene: stoml2
Product: stomatin (EPB72)-like 2
Cellular component (GO): membrane
Source: RefSeq, marked provisional